AGUUAAUGGUCAAUGUAACAUGCAGGGCGUUAACGCGUGCAUGCCAAGUGGACAACCUUCAACGGACAACCAGUGCGAAAUGUUCAGAACUUUACAGACCUGCCUGGAACCAUUUAAAGCUGGCUGCGAAUCGGACUCCACCUUCCAAACAAUGAUGGCCGGAUUUGCCCAACUAGGCCCGCUAUGCGGCGGUUCGUCUGGUUCAUCUGGUGGCAAUGGACAAUGUGACAUGGCAGGAGUUGGUAAAUGUAUGGAGGGUGUUCAGUUACCUUCACCUGACACGAAAGAUCUGCAGACGGCAUGCGCAUCGUUUAAUGAGGUACUAACGUGUAUUAAGCGAUAUGAAAGUGAUUGUGCAUCACUACAGGCCUUCCAGCAAGUCAAAGGAGCUAUUGACGCUGUAGCACCAUUUUGUGCCGGUGGCGCUCCUUCAACAAUGCCUGCUCUAUGGACUCUGCUGUCUGCCGCUCUGGUCACUUUAGCCGCCAUUUUAUAAAACCAACCUACCUCUUGUAUUGUGGAUGAAUACAACAAUAUUAUCAACAGAUAAUUCAAUUUAUGCCGCUUUGAGAAAUUUGUAAAUUUUUACACCGUCGAAUAGCAAUGGAUUUUGAGCCAAUCAAAUUCUUUGUUUAGAUAGCGUCCUUUUUCCAAGCGUCCUUUUCCAAACUUUCCAAAGCCUGUUAUUGUGCUGUGAAAAUAAAACCCACCACCCACCCUUUAUCAAUACUGUUUCUUUUAUAUAGAGUUGCAUGAUGUUACUAUCAAAGUUGCAGGUUUUAUUUUGUUGGCGCAAUUUUUUUGACGCCUCCAAGGAUUAACUCAUUUAUGUAUAUAUUGUAUGCAUGUUCCAUGUACUCUAUAACUUGUAAUUGUACUUUCACUACAUGUAUUUUUCUAGUCAGUCUCAAAGGGGGAUCACACUUUACCUGACACCUAUGCACAUGUUUCAGCAGGUAUUGUUUAUUCAGGUGAUCCCCCUUAAUGGUUUGUUAUACUUUCUACUUAACAAUUUACCUUAUGUCAUUCAAUAAAUGACAUAUUCGACAAAACUGCA
Messenger RNA from Ostrea edulis (European flat oyster), 1057 nucleotides. RefSeq lists its product as uncharacterized. The coding region runs from base 20 to 496 and encodes 158 amino acids. The record is from RefSeq and is a predicted model, not a curated record. The transcript has 5 exons. NCBI's taxonomy places the organism in Eukaryota, Metazoa, Mollusca, Bivalvia, Ostreida, Ostreidae.